Aegilops tauschii subsp. strangulata is the source of this 2208-nucleotide messenger RNA. The record is from RefSeq and is a predicted model, not a curated record. NCBI's taxonomy places the organism in Eukaryota, Viridiplantae, Streptophyta, Magnoliopsida, Poales, Poaceae.
AUGGCGCCCGGCAAGGCAAAGGCCACCUCUCCGCCCGCCUGGUACGAGCCGGCUCUGAGCGCGCCUAGCGCUUCGGAGAAGAACCUCGCCGCCGUGCUGCUGAUGAUGGCGGAGGCCAGCAACGAGAAGGGGAAGACCGCGCUUCGGGCUGGCUCCGCUGAGCCUGAAGCUCCAGGCAGUACCUUCUACCCCUUCUUCAUGAGUAUUGUUGUUGCGGGGCUGGCUGCGGGACCCCUGGGCUCCGUGCUCCUGAAGAGGCCGCGGAAUUGCGCCGCCGUGGACCAGUCGACGUCGUUGGCGAAGAAGAAGAAAGAGGAGGCGGCCACAUCUUCGCGAGCUCAGCAGCCUGGCCUGGCCGCACCUCCUCUGGUGCAGAGAGGUGGAGAGGGCACCCCUACUUCCCCCGCUCGGUCGUCCUCGCGAGGCCUAGCGGACCACCCUGAGGAGGAGGUGGCUUCCUUGGCCAAGCUGGCUCCGGAGGCACCCAUCUCCGGUUCACCCGCGGACGUCACCAAGGCUAAGAAGCCCCAUGUCUCUCCCUUCGCCAUCGUCAGCUCGCAGGUCUUGAUCACGCCGCAGCCUCCUCCUCCGGUCAUGCCGCUAGUUCGUGGCCCUUAUGCUUCACCCGACGCCCUGGAGGAAGCUCUUUCCGCGCUGACGCAGCUUCGGGGUGACCUCCAAGGGGCCGACCGUCGCCUGGUGGCAGGGCGCUUGGAGUUGAUCUCGGACUGGCUGCACUCUAACGCUUCUGUUAGGGCUGUGCUGAGCCAGGCCGUGGCGGCACCCGAGGAGGACAAGCGGGCCGCCGCCCAAGCCGCAGCCGCUCGCGAGGCGGCGCAGGAGGAUGCGGAAGCCGCCAGGGAGCGCUGUCGGUCGAUGGAGGCUGAGCUGGAGACCAUGCCCCACGAGCGCGCGGCCGAGGCCCGCAAUCGCAAGGCGGAGGAGGAGAAGAUGAAGGCCCGGGAAGACACCAUCAACAAUCGUGAUGCUGAGUUGGAGCAGCUGGCGAGGGCGCAGGCCGCGGAGCACGGCCGCUUGGAGGAGCUGGAGAAGAAGGUGGAGGCGGAGAGGGCCCGGCUGGAAGCCAAGGCGAAGGUCCUUGCCGAGGAUCGCGCAGCCUUCAAGUCCCUUGAAGAAAGAUCCUGCGGGGCGCUGAGGGCAUUCUACAAGAAGGGCCUGGAGAAGCCGUUGGUGACAGACGAUGAAGGCCCCGCCCAGCUGCUUGCUUCUCUUGUUGUGGCGCUCGAGGGUGUUGCCAACGGGAUCGACUCCAUGGUGGAGGGGGAAGCGCGCGCGCUUUCCUCGUCGGCCUUGACGUGCGUCUUCAGCCAUCUCUACCUUCGCGACCCCAAUGCCGACCUCGGUAGGCUGCUGGAGCCCGUGGAGGGCGAGCGCUGCACGGCUGCCGCCGCAGCCGUUGAGGGCCAGGUGGAAGCCCUACUGACCAAGUUCCUCGUCGUUGAGCCUGCACCUCCAGCCGAUGGCCCCGCCGAUCCUGCGACAAGGGCCGAUGAUGCAGCCGACGGUGAUGCUACCUGCGGGAAGGUUCUUACCGAGAAGAACAACCUGCUAACUCAAGAGCUAGAGCAGUGUCGGGCACAGCUAAAUGCUGCCACCGCCGAGCUGGCAAAUUCCAAGAAGGCAUCUACUGGGUCAUCAGAUCGACAUGAUGAGAAGCUGGCCGCUACACUGGAAGGAGAGCAAAAAGCAAAAAAGAUGCAUGCCGCAGGCGAGCGUAUACUGACUCAAGCCAUAAUAGAGAAGAACAAGCUUCAGGAUGCCAAGACCAGCUUGGGUAUUGAGCUAAAAGAUGUGCGGGGCCAGCUAGCCGACUCCGUGAAGGAGAAUAAGGAACUGCGAGGCGGUAUUUUGACGGGCCGUCCCGAAGGGGAGGUGUCCGAAUCAUCAAGUGAUCUUCUGCAGGGGCUAUCGCAAGUGCACGAGCAAGCUCGGUAUGGACAGAGACAGCGGAGUGGAUUCAAUGUCCGGCUCCGCUACCCGAGGAGCCAGUCAUCCCGCUCCUGGCAAAAAAUGCUAGUUCCAGCGCCCUACAAGGCGCCGGAGAAGAAGGCCAAGAAAAAGGCCAAGGGGGUCCGAAGUGGCCCCCGCCGCAAGGGAGCUUCGGGCAUGUCGUCCGAAGACAAAACUCACUCCUCGGCCGCCGAAAACGACGACGAGGAGGAGGAAGAAAGCAGCUCCCCCCCCUGA